CUUGCAACCGCGUGCGAGUUCGGAAACGUGGAUGCUGCUCGUCUGUUGAUUGACGCAGGAGCAGCCAUUGAUGUGCAAGAUGAAAAUGGUCAUACGCCGCUCAUUUGGGCCACCAGAGGAAACCAUACUGCCGCGGUGCAGUUGUUGUUGGACAGCGGUGCAUCGGUCGAUAUGGCGAACGAGGAUGGUUGGACGGCGCUCAUGCAGGCAUCGUGGAAAGGCCACUCGAACGUGGUUUCGUUGCUCUUGGAAAACGGAGCAAGCGUCGAUGUGCAACGUUCCAAUGGUUUUUCAGCGCUUGCAACCGCGUGC
Molecule: messenger RNA, 312 nt
Organism: Phytophthora sojae
Lineage: Eukaryota; Oomycota; Peronosporomycetes; Peronosporales; Peronosporaceae
Exons: 1
Molecular function (GO): protein binding
Source: RefSeq, a predicted model, not a curated record